Pseudophryne corroboree (corroboree frog) is the source of this 1482-nucleotide messenger RNA. Its product is annotated as cytochrome P450 2C5-like. NCBI's taxonomy places the organism in Eukaryota, Metazoa, Chordata, Amphibia, Anura, Myobatrachidae. Gene Ontology annotation, biological process: xenobiotic metabolic process. Bases 1 to 1482 code for a protein of 493 amino acids. The record is from RefSeq and is a predicted model, not a curated record. The transcript has 9 exons. Gene Ontology annotation, cellular component: cytoplasm; intracellular membrane-bounded organelle. Gene Ontology annotation, molecular function: iron ion binding; heme binding; oxidoreductase activity, acting on paired donors, with incorporation or reduction of molecular oxygen, reduced flavin or flavoprotein as one donor, and incorporation of one atom of oxygen.
AUGGAUUUCUCUGAUCCGAUCACAAUUCUCCUGUACAUUAUAACGUGUGUUUUUGUGGCUGCUUUUUUAUACAAGCGGAAGUCACGCAUUCAUCCGAAUUAUCCUCCUGGACCAUGGCCUUUCCCAAUCAUAGGAAAUAUUCCCAUUUUGAACUUCAAGAGACCCCACGUAACAAUCCAAAAGCUGGCUAAGAAGUAUGGUCCAGUGUUCAGCAUAAAAGUAGGACACCAGAAUAUGGUCGUCCUGAGCGGGUAUGAGACCGUGAGAGACGCUCUGGUGAACCACGCGGAGGAGUUUUCCGACAGGCCCAACAUGCCAAUUCAUUAUAAUAUAGCGAAGGGUUAUGGUGUUGUGUUUUCUAACGGGCAUAGCUGGAAAGCGAUGAAACGAUUUACCCUCUCUACACUACGAGACUUUGGUGUGGGGAAGAAUAACAUAGAAGAGAAGAUCAAUUACGAAUCUGAUUGUUUAGUAAAAAAAGUUAAAUCCUUUAAAGGAAAACCGUUUGAUGACACCAUGAUACUGAACACCGCUGUAGCCAAUAUAAUUGUAUCCAUCUUGAUCGGUCAACGCUUUGAGUAUGAUGAUUCAAAACUUCAGAGGCUUAUAACAUUAGUGAUAGAUACUAUCAAAAUGCUGGGCAGCCCAAGUGUCUUCAUGUACAAUGCAUUCCCCUCUCUGAUGAGCUGGUUUCCUGGAGGUUACAAAACUGUGCAAGAGAAGAUAGAUGAAUUUCACUCGUUUAUCAGGGAGACAUUGACGAGCAGGAAGAAUCACCUGGAUGUAAAUGACCAGAGGAAUCUUAUCGACGCAUUCCUUGUCAAACAGAAAGAGGAAAAACCAAAUCCGGAAUUAUAUUUCCAUGAUAACAAUUUAACAGUUCUUGUAACGGACUUAUUUGGUGCUGGAACGGAGACAACCUCCGCUACCCUGAGAUGGGGCCUCCUGCUCAUGAUGAAAUAUCCUCAAAUUCAAAAAAAUGUUCAAACUGAAAUUGAAAAUGUCAUUGGGGCGGCUGAGCCUCUAAUGCAACAUCGCAAGCACAUGCCAUAUACUGACGCGGUCAUCCAUGAGAUUCAGCUGUUUGCAAAUAUCUUACCUACUAAUGGCCUAUGUAUGACUACUCAAGAUGUCAUGUUCAAGGGUUUCUUUCUACCAAAAGGUACUUCUAUAAUACCAAUGCUGUCGUCCGUACUACAAGACAAAGAGUACUUUGAGAGACCUGAUGAAUUUUACCCUCAACACUUCCUGGAUUCUGAUGGAAAUUUUGUUAGGAAUGAAGCAUUUUUGCCAUUUUCUGCUGGUAAAAGAGGUUGUGCUGGAGAGAAUUUGGCCAAAAUGGAACUAUUUCUGUUCUUUACAAGACUGCUGCAGAACUUCACGUUCCAGGCUCCUCCUGGGGCUAAGCUGGACCUCCGUGCUGCUGUUGGUUUCAUUACUGCUCCAGUAAAACAUGAGAUCUGUGCAAUUCCACGCAACUAA